Molecule: messenger RNA, 306 nt
Organism: Rotaria sp. Silwood1
Lineage: Eukaryota; Metazoa; Rotifera; Eurotatoria; Philodinida; Philodinidae
Source: the annotation of a GenBank genome assembly
AUGUCAUCGGAACGAGAAGUUGCUGAUGCAUUGCCUUCAAAUUUUGAUACUAAUGGUUUAUCAAAUGCAUUUAAGAAUCCUGCCCAAGCAUUUCGUAUGUUAGAUCAAAAUGGUGAUGGACGUGUAACAGAAGCAGAUUUAAAAAUAUUAUUAGAAAAAUUCGGUAUUCAAGGUGUAAGUGCUAAAGUAUUGGCAAAAUUUAUUUUUAAAAAAUUGGAUGCUGAUCGAAGUGGAUCGAUAGAACCCAGUGAUCUUAUACAUGCUAAUGGCAUACUCACAAGCUUAUUGCAAAUGAAACAAAACUAA